AAAAAACGUACAUCUGGCUAGUGCAGAAACGUGACAUGUGAAAAAUGAGCCACAAUUCGAAAUAUUACAAAAAGACCUUGACGAAAUGUAAAGGCAACAGGAGCCUAACGGAGUUUUUUUAAAAGUAAGGUAAUUGUGACGAUGAGCUUCAAUCAAACGAAAUUCAAAAUGAAGAAAAUGAAACUGAUAAUGACAAUCAAGCAGAAAUUGAAUGUGAUGAAAUUUCUGAUGGUUCAGAAACAGAGUCGACCUCCGAGUCUCUUCAAUGCAGUCAGGUUGAUCAAUCUCAGAAAGAAAGUCAAACAGAUAGUGAUUUAAGUGAAAAUGAUGACAUAGGUGCCAAAUCAGAAUUACACGAUAAACGAUUAUUUAAUGCCAAGAAAUACGAGGAUAUCUAUAAAUGGCUAUAUUUCAGCCAUUCAAAAUGGGGGUAUUUAUGCAAAUACUGCGAAAUAUUUUCAUCUACACCUGAUCAACUGGGGUCUUCUAGAAAAUUCAUAGAGGAAGGCGUCAGUUUAGGCACUCACCCUACACGUAAAUUUCAGAAACAUGAAGAGAGCAAAAGACACCAACAUGCUCUUCUAAAGCAUGCAUCAGCUGUCACCAGUAAAAGUAAUAGAUCUACUUUAUUGAAUAUCUGGAGCUCAAUGACUGAUGAAAAUUCCAAAAGUAAAAUGGAUAAUAGAAAUUAUCUUGAGAAACUAUUUAAAUGCGCCUACUUUAUGAUCAGGAAGAAGUGGGCUUUAACAGAAAAUUUUGAAGAUUUUGUGCGUUUCGUUGGUCAGGUAGGAUGCCAAGAAAUCCAGAGAUAUCUAGAAAAUGACCCUAAAAUAACUUACCUGUCAUCAAAAUCAGUAUCAGACAUUUUGAAAGCUUUAAGUGAUGCAGUAGAAGAAAAAGAGUUGGAAUCAUUGAGGAAUGCUCCUUACUUUGCCCUCUUAGCAGACGAAAGCACGGACGAAGCAAAUAGAACCCAGUUUGCCCUCUUGGCCCUCUGGCCCUCUGAGGGGAAGUUUGAAGGUCGCUACUUAGGUCUCAUCAAUGUGAAAAAAACAGAUGCUCAGAGUCUUCUGGAGGCAAUUCAGCAGUUUUUUUUAGCCAAAGAUCUAGAUUUUGAGAAAGUUCGAUUCACAGCAUUUGAUGGUACUAAUACAAUGAGUGGUGAAAUAUCAGGUUUACAGAGAAGAGUACGACAUAUUUCUCCGCAUUGUUUAUACAUUAAUUGUCGAAAUCACCGACUUGCUUUGUGCUUAAAACACCUUAUGCCUACAUAUUCAUCCUUGAAAGAUGUUGAUAGUGUUCUUUUGUCUCUCUGGAAGUUAUUUGAACACUCACUUCGCAGACUCACAAUGUUCCAAGACCUUCAAGAGAUGUAUGGUAUGAAGUCUUAUGCACUAGUCAAAGCUGUGUCUACUCGAUGGUUAUCUCAUGAGAAAGCUUGUAGCAGAGUUAUUGACAGGUAUGGGACAAUAAUAGACAUUUUAGAUGAGAUUUAUGAUGAAAAGAAACAACCUGAAGUAUACGGAAUUCGCUUUUGCUUGACACAGCAAAAUACCGUUGCCAUGAUGAUGUUACUGUGUGAUGUGCUGAAACCCUUGUCACACUUGAGUGUGUAUUUACAAGGAGAGUAUGUAAAUUUCACACACAUUGGCACACAUGUCAGACAUGCAACUGAUACUCUCCAUGACAUUAUACAAAAACUGCAAGGACCACAAAUUGAUCCUGAGCUUAAGUUUUCCAAGAUUCAGGAGUUUUUUUGAUGAAAUCACUGACAGAACACAGUUGGCCAUGAGACGUAGAAAUCUUCAUCACACAACUCCAGAUGACUUCUUAAGAACCAUAGGAGUCCCAUUCAUUUAUUUAUUGAUUGCUGAAGUGUAAGAUGCAUUUAGAUGUAAACCAGUUUUGCAAGCACUAGGAAUACUAGACCCUAGA
Saccostrea cuccullata (small rock oyster) is the source of this 1935-nucleotide messenger RNA. RefSeq lists its product as uncharacterized. The record is from RefSeq and is a predicted model, not a curated record. The coding region runs from base 648 to 1760 and encodes 370 amino acids. NCBI's taxonomy places the organism in Eukaryota, Metazoa, Mollusca, Bivalvia, Ostreida, Ostreidae. The transcript is spliced from 3 exons.